Austrofundulus limnaeus is the source of this 3631-nucleotide messenger RNA. It is a transcript of the gene mdga2a, whose product is annotated as MAM domain containing glycosylphosphatidylinositol anchor 2a. NCBI's taxonomy places the organism in Eukaryota, Metazoa, Chordata, Actinopteri, Cyprinodontiformes, Rivulidae. The record is from RefSeq and is a predicted model, not a curated record. Gene Ontology annotation, molecular function: protein binding; axon guidance receptor activity. The coding region runs from base 1 to 2922 and encodes 973 amino acids. Gene Ontology annotation, cellular component: plasma membrane; neuronal cell body; axon. Gene Ontology annotation, biological process: homophilic cell-cell adhesion; synapse organization. The transcript has 16 exons.
AUGGCAGCUUUAGACAGAGAGGCCCUCAACGCAAGCUCACAGUGCUCCAUCACUUCUUACCACUGGGACAAUAACUGUGACUUCCUGAGGAUCGACCUUCACCAGCUCACUUCUGUCACUCAUGGACGUGUGUGUGUGUGUGUGUGUGUGUGUGUGUGUGUGUGUGUGUGUGUGUGUGUGUGUGUGUGUGUGUGUGUGAACCCUCAUCUCUCUGGCUCUGGACAGAUCCGUUGGACGAAGACAGCGGGCGGAGUCUCUGAUCGUCAUGGUAACUCCCUGCUGCAGAGUGAAACUCUGAGGAUGGAGAACAUCCGCCGCCACCAGGGGGGRCGGUACUACUGCAAGGCUGAGAACGGCCUGGGCUCCCCCGCCCUCCGCUCCAUACGAGUCCACGUCUACUACCUGGACCUCCCUGUGAUCACGGUCCAUCAGAGCGAUGAUGAAGCCAAGGAGCAGUUUUACUCGGAGCGGACGGUGUUUCUGCGCUGCUCCUCCACCUCCAACCCUGCGGUCCUCCUCACCUGGCUGCGAGGCAGGCAGGUGCUGUCAGAGGGCGUCGACUCCGGGGUGGAGAUAUACAAACCCUUCUUCACUGAGGGGGAAACAAAGAUCUUGAAGCUGAAAAAUCUUCGCCUGCAGGAUUUCGCAGACUACACCUGCACGGCCUCGGUGAGGAACGUUUGUGACAUAAGAGACAAGAGCGCCCUCUUCAGCCUGAGCAACAGGACAGCUCCUCCCUCCAUUAAGCUCCUCCUGGACGACCCGGUGGUGGUGAACCCGGGGGAGACGGUGACUCUGGUGUGUGYGGUGACGGGCGGAGACCCUCCACCGACGCUCAGGUGGUCCAGGCCUGAAGGGGAGGAGCUUCCGAAGAGGAGCACCGUUAACGACGGCACGCUGACCUUCCCUGUUCUGACGGUGGACGACGGCGGCACCUACACCUGCACCGCCACCAACAACGUGGGAAACGCCGCCAAGAAAUCCACCACGGUGCUGGUCCGAGGUCUUCGUAAAGGCCGGUUCUGGAUCACACCGGACCCGUACCACAAUGAGGACAACAUCCAGAUCGGCCGGGAGGUGAAGAUCAGCUGCCAGGUGGAAGCCACGCCCCCUGAGGAGUUGCAGUUCAGCUGGUUGAAGAACGGGCGUCCUCUGAGGAGCUCGGAGCGAAUGGUCAUCACCCACAUGGACUCCAGCGUCUCGCCGGGAACCACCAACCUGGACAUCAUCGACCUGAAGUUCACCGACUUCGGCACCUACACCUGCGUGGCCUCGCUGAGGAACGGAGGAAUCCCAGAGAUCAGCAUCGACGUCAACAUUUCCUCCACCACAGUUCCUCCUGAGCUCACUGUCCCCAAAGGCCAGUCCCAGCUCACGGUCCAGGAGGGCGACACCGUGGACCUGCAGUGCUUGGUUUCAGGGAAACCCAAACCCAUCAUCCUGUGGUCCCGCGUGGAGGAGAGCGGCGCAGCGGUGGCGGCGGCGCUACCGGCCGCGAUGCCCGACGGCUCGGCUCAGAUGGAGAGCUACGACGGCAUCCUGAGGAUCAGCAACGUGACGAGGGACAUGAGCGGGACGUACCGCUGCCAGACGAGCCAGUACAACGGCUUCAACGUCAAACCCAGAGAGGCUCUGAUCCAGCUGGUGGUGCAGUUCCCGCCCACCGUGGAGCCGGCGUUCACAGACGUACGUCAGGCCCUGGGCCGGGCCUUCAGCCUCACCUGCAGCCUCCUGCAGGCCAACCCGGCCCGCCUCCUCAGGUACGAGUGGAAGCUGGGCUCCCGCCUCCUGACCGUCGGGCAGCUCACCGACCAGAACCUCGACACCAGCUACCACGUCAAAGCUCUGAACCGGGAAGGCUACGGCGAGUACACCUGCGACAUAACCAACGAGGCGGGGGCGGGACGCUGCACCUACCUGGUUACAGGUAAAGCCCACGCUCCAGAGUUUUACUACGACACCUACAGCGCCCUGUGGCAGAAUCGACCCCAGGUCUACGGCUUCAAGCUGCAGUGGACCCAGAUGGAGCCCAACGCCGUGGAUCGGAUCCUGGCCUACAGGCUGGGCAUCAGGCAGACGGGUCAGUCUCGGUGGUGGGAGCAGGAGAUCCCGAUGGACGGAACCAUCCAGAAGGGCCAGCUGCUCACCUAYAACCUGACCGAACUGAUCAAACCCGAGUCCUACCUGGUCCGGCUGACCCCCAUCACCCGGUACGGAGAGGGGGACACGUCAGAACGCGUCAUCGCGUACAGCGCUCCUGUGAAUCCACAUCUCAGGGAGUUYCAGUGUGGUUUUGAGGAGGAGGCCUUAUGUUUGUUCUCUCAGGACAAGGCCGAUGAGUUUGACUGGACUCGUCACCGUGCCUCCUCACACGACACCAAAUCCACACCGAACACCGGGCCRAGCUCGGACCGCUCCGGCUCAAAGCAGGGUUUCUACAUGUACAUCGAGACAUCGAGGCCGAGGCUGGAGGGGGACAAGGCUCGCCUGCUGUCCCCGACCUUCAGCAUGAACUCCAAGAGCUUUCUGUCCUCGUCCUCAGGUGGCAACAACCCCACCUACUGCUUCACCUUCUUCUACCACAUGUAUGGAAAACACAUAGGAACUCUGAACAUUUUCUUGCGUCAGAAAAGUACGACACUGACGGACAACUUGGUCUGGAGUUUGUCUGGUAACCAAGGAAACCACUGGAGGCAGGCUCGGGUUGACAUCCACCCGACGGCAGCCUUUCAGAUGGUAGUGGAAGGGAUCCGAGGCCCCGGGAUCGAAGGUGACAUCGCUAUUGAUGAUGUCACAAUUGAGGAAGGCGAAUGUAAAGACCCCCCACCCAACAAUUUAAGGUCAUUUGCCCCGCCCCCAUCACACCAUAUAUGGCAACUCUGUAUGACACUAAGGCUUGUUCUGAUUGGCUGGCAGAGGUGACCCCAUCCUACGCCAUCAGCCUUCUAUACAGGACGCCAUGAGUUUUGACUCCUAUAAACUCCUGCUCAUUUCUAGGACUGAGGGCAUUUUUUUAUUUAUUUGUAAUAUUUUUAAACUUAGCACAACAAAUGAACGGAGGAGGAAACGGUUUGCUUCAUCAACAACCACCAACAUUUUGUUGUUCGCUAACGGGCCAGUAAAACUCAUCAUAGCUCCAGUCCUGCAGGGAGUCUGGUUUUGGAACAGUUAGGGGUCCAUCGCAGAACCAGGAUCUGGAUGAGACUGCUGGUUGUUAAACAGUUCUUCACAAGGGGGUCUCCAGACGAUUGUGGGGAUUCUCAGGUUCCACACGAGAGGUGAAGAGGCUCCAAGUCUUUGUUGGUUCAGUUACAAACAGGUUUGGGUUUGWUUUUCUCUCAAAAUAUCAGUGGUGGGCACAGUUCAGCUAACCCGCUAAUAGAGGAAUUAGCUUCUCUUUUAUCAGAUUAGCUUUUUCCCCUACUUUGGAAACCGUUAGCAGACCAAUUAGCUUCCACUAAAUUAGCUUCCACUAAUUUUAACUCCACUAAUAAAUUCACAAAUAUAAAACUUCUGUUUUUUUUUUGCAAUUUAUCCCAAGUUAAAUAAAAACUAUCCGCUUUUACAAGCAGUGCUGGACGUGUCAGGCACCAUGUGUUAGCAUGUAGCAUCUUUAGCAGCUAAACUUCAA